AUGACUUGUCAAAUGAAUAGUUUUCAUAACCCCCGAUUUAAAUUACUUCCAUUUGCCACAAUUCAAGAACAAGAAAAAACUAAAAUGCAAGUCUGUAAUGAAUUAUCAUUGCUUGAAACACAAAUAAAUGUUUCGAGUAAUAUUGAAGCA
Racocetra fulgida is the source of this 150-nucleotide messenger RNA. The record is from the annotation of a GenBank genome assembly. NCBI's taxonomy places the organism in Eukaryota, Fungi, Glomeromycota, Glomeromycetes, Diversisporales, Gigasporaceae.